Molecule: messenger RNA, 744 nt
Organism: Cyprinodon tularosa
Lineage: Eukaryota; Metazoa; Chordata; Actinopteri; Cyprinodontiformes; Cyprinodontidae
Exons: 5
Coding region: 48-731 (227 amino acids)
Source: RefSeq, a predicted model, not a curated record
AAAAGGUCGUCUGACAACAGAAGCAUCGCAUAGACCCUCUUAAAAUCAUGAAUCUGGAUGAACUGUGGUUUACUAUGCUACUACCUUUUUGUCUGUGCUUGGAAACUGAAGAACUUGCACUGGAAACUAUUCGUAGAGGCACCAAUAAUUCCUCUCUCUGCACCACACCCUUGCUGCGUAAAAUCACUUGGCUUAUAUGCAAUAUCAGAACAAAUCGGACCACCAUAGAAGACAGCUGUUAUCUGCAGUUUGAUCCUGAAAUGAGCUCUGGAGCUCAAUGUGGAGAACGGUUCACUCUGAAGACGGAGAAUAGAAGAGUGUUUCUGCUGAAAAAUUCAACUCCAGAACACAGUGGGCACUACCUGUGCGAGUGCUCGUAUUUUAAUAUUACCACUGAAGAGGAAGCCAACUUCUCUCCGCUCACAGUGAUCAGUUGUAUGAUGGCGAUUAGUGUGGUAGCUGGAGUAACCAUCACAGCUGGAGUGUUAUUUGGACUUACCCUUAGAAAAAAACAUAACAGAUGCCUCAGACAAUCUUCAGGACCUAAAUUAGAUAAUAAACCAGAAGACUCCUACACCAGCCUUCAGCAGCCUGCAGGAGAUCUCUACCUGACUGCAGCUCCUGUGAAUCAUGUCUAUGUGGACUCUAUGGGGACUUCGUCAGUCGGCAAAUAUAAAAAGGGUUGUUUGACAAGCGAAGAACAACCAGAGGACAUCUAUGAAAACAUAUAAAACCUUUUUAUUU